AUGGCCUUUCUAAAAGACGUUAAGAGCUCCGCGUACCACUCGCGUUUCCAAACCCCCUUCAGAAGAAGACGUGAGGGUAAGACCGAUUACUACCAACGUAAGCGUCUCGUCGCUCAACACAAGGCUAAGUACAACUCUCCAAAGUACAGACUUGUGGUGCGUUUCACCAACAAGGACAUUGUCUGCCAAAUCGUGUCUUCCACCAUCACUGGUGACAUCGUUUUGGCCGCUGCCUACUCGCACGAAUUGCCUCGUUACGGUAUCACGCACGGUCUAACCAACUGGGCUGCUGCCUACGCCACCGGUUUGUUGAUCGCCAGAAGAGCCUUGCAAAAGCUCGGUCUAGACGAGACCUACAAGGGUGUCGAGGAAGUCGAAGGUGAAUACCAAUUGACCGAGGCCGUCGAAGAUGCUCCUCGUCCAUUCAAGGUUUUCCUAGACAUUGGUUUGCAAAGAACCACCACUGGUGCCCGUGUCUUCGGUGCCCUAAAGGGUGCCUCUGACGGUGGUUUGUACGUUCCUCACUCCGAGAGCAGAUUCCCAGGUUGGGACUUCGAAGCCGAAGAGAUUGACGCUGACACUCUAAGAACCUACAUCUUCGGUGGUCACGUCUCUCAAUACAUGGAAGAAUUGGCUGACGAUGAUGAAGAACGUUUCAGAGAGCUUUUCCAAGGUUACCUUGCUGACGACAUCGAUGCCGAUGCCAUCGAGGACAUCUACAUGGAAGCCCACGAGCAAAUCCGUGCCGACCCAUCUUUCAAGGCUACCGAGAAGAAGUUCACCAAGGAACAAUACGCUGCUGAGUCCAAGAAGUACAAGCAAGUUAAAUUGACCAGAGAACAAAGAAAAGAACGUGUUGCUGCCAAGAUUGCCGCUUUGGCCCAAUAA
Lachancea nothofagi CBS 11611 is the source of this 888-nucleotide messenger RNA. NCBI's taxonomy places the organism in Eukaryota, Fungi, Ascomycota, Saccharomycetes, Saccharomycetales, Saccharomycetaceae. The record is from the annotation of a GenBank genome assembly.